This is a messenger RNA of Linderina pennispora, 1570 nucleotides long. RefSeq lists its product as uncharacterized. The transcript is spliced from 5 exons. NCBI's taxonomy places the organism in Eukaryota, Fungi, Kickxellomycota, Kickxellomycetes, Kickxellales, Kickxellaceae. The record is from RefSeq and is a predicted model, not a curated record. The coding region runs from base 41 to 1570 and encodes 509 amino acids.
AGAUGGCCUCUGCAGGGAGUCGCUGCGCAAAACCUCAACGAUGGAAGAAUAUGACCGCGUUAUUGAUUUCAUCAACAGCUACCCCAAGAUGCAUGUUUGGAUUCCGGAUGAUACCUUCAGUGUCCUCUUCCUGCAGUGCACAGUUGAGUGUGUGUGUGCAAAGUCUAGCUGCUUAAAGAGCCACAAGAGGCGCUGGAAGUCAAACGUCAAUUCUCUUGCAGCAAAGGGCAAGCUCCACCUGGUGACCGAGUUCAGGAUAGUCAUGACUGACGAGAGCAAGCAGCCACUGGAUCUCAGCAAGGCAGUACUGGUGAUAGUGCCGGGUAUCUCCAGCGUUGUGUCCAAUGUGUCCUCCAUUGUGAUGGUUGGCAAUGGUGCGUUUGAGGCUGGCUCAUUACAGACACUGAGGCAGAUGCGUAGCGAGGCCGAGGAGGCAGCAGACACCAUCCAUCGGACAUUUCAGAAUGUCAGCAGCCUUCGGCUCUACAGUCCCAACCACACCGGCGACGAUUCCCCCUGUGCGACUGAUAUUCCUGACUACGUUUGGUCACAGCUUGAGCAUGCCGACGUGCUUACGCCUUUAUCCAACGAACUGGUCGGCUUUUGCCAGAAUCUGACAACGCUGAGGCUUAACUCUGCGUGUCUUCAGAUGAACGCUGACUUGCCAGGCAUUCCCACUCACUGCCUUCGCGAACUCGAUCUCUACCGGAUCGUGCACAUGUUCCCAUGGCGACUGUUUAAUAUGUCCAAAGGUGUUGUUGACUUUUCCAACCUCGAGUCACUGACAGUGGAGUUCGUGUGGUCACCCGACCAGCCAGCAUCUUUUCCAGGCGAAGGCAAUGAUAUCGUGUUUGGCUCGCUGGAGACCCUGAAAGUGUGCGGAUCGGGAUUGGUGUAUCUAGAUUUCUACACGUUCUUCAUUGGAAACCCAAUCACAAAGCUGAGCAUAUCCGAGGACCCCGCCUACUACUCAAGCAUCGACUUUAGCAUCCUUAAAGAUAUCAAGCAGCUGAGAGUCGGUCACCCCACCGGAUACCCACAGUUCAUGGGCAGGUACUCAGUCGCCGCAAUUGAAUCGCUGUUUGAGAGCCAAAGCACAGUGGAGGAAGCAGUUAUCGAUGGCCUUCUGUAUCCUAUCCCGGUACUUACGCCAUGGGCGAAUCUAUGUUCGCUCCACUUCCUCGUCAGCAUCGCUGACACAAAUUGCAUGACCAGCCUGUUGUUCCAGCUUCCGUCCCUUCAGAAACUGACGGUUGUGAGCUACUCGAUGGACCGCAACGACGCAGAGGACAUGCUGUUUGCUGACCAGGCUGUGAAUUUUCAAAACGUCGACGAUAUGCUUGACCCAGACGACCGGUUCCCCAUCAAUGAGAGCCUGUUGCAGCUCAACCUCUAUGCAUAUACGGGAUUUGACUGGUUUGGUCUAUACACACUACGAAAAUGGGUGUGCUCCUCAGCUGCUUUGACAAAGAAGCUAGAGCUGCUGUCUGAGCCGCCAGAGAUGCUAAGCAUAUCACUGCAGGCGAAUGACCCUGCUUCCUCCGUUGCCACUUCAUGUGCAGCCGCCUAG